AUGCGUCUCGAAUUGCCCUCUUCCAGCGGUCCAGCGCCGGAGGGAGACUCCAAGGUGGCCUUCCGUGCCUCAAGGAACCUGCCCUUUGGUCAAGCGCCGUCCCUGUCCUCGGUUGCUGGCCCUACCUACGUGACUGCCCAGAUCCUCGUCCAGCAGGUCGCCUAUGCUCUGUCCGACAAGAUCUUCUCCUACUCCCCCGAGACAUUUGAUCUCGACGUUGCCGCAAAAUCCUGGGCUGAGGCACAAGAGGCGAACAUCAAUGGAUACACCACUGGGGUACAACCAAUGCAGAUUCGAAAUGGAGCGGGAACCAUUGCCCUCGGUUACAUGUUCUCCAGGGACUUUGACCUGAAGAAGAGGCACAUUCCACAGGGUCUCCUAGCCCCGACUUCGGCGCUCAAGUUCCUGCGUCCGGUCCUCGACCAGCUGUCGCUGCUCUAUUCGGUCAGCAACCCCUUCGUGGCCCAUGUGGCGGCACUCGACUACGAAGGCGACAAGAACGGAGGUCUGGUUACGGACUACGUCUCCGCUUUGUCCGCGGCCGAAGAUCUAGGUCUCGCUUUGGUUGCUAGUCAAUCCGCAUACGAGACACAGCAUAUGUCGUUGCUUGCCACUCUGCUGGCUCACGAUCUCCCCACGCUCCAUGUCUAUGACGGCCUGAGGAUCGGGAGGGAGACCACAAGAGUCAUUGACAUCCUCGACAAAUCAGGGUUGGGCAGCGCGUACAGCUCGAUCCUGGCCUCGAUCUCGGACGAGGACAGGAAGCAUUUGAACGCCGAGGGUAGAGUCCUGAGAACCCUCCGGGCCCUCAACGACGAACUUGGAACCGACUACAAGCCAUUUGAGUAUUUUGGUCAUGAGCAACCCGAGGUCGUCCUGGUCGCCUUCGGCUCGGUUGAGUCCUCACUGGCUGCACAGGCGGCGUCGGUCCUGGCCCAAACCGGUAGCAGGGUUGGAGCAAUCAAUGUUCGACUCUAUCGACCGUUCGCGGAGGAACAGUUCUUGAAGCUCAUUCCCAAGAGCGUGAGAGUAAUCGGUGUCCUCGGUCAGGUCGUUGACUCGCAGGCCGUGCAGGAGGCCGGUGUUCACUCCCGUCUUUAUGAGGAUGUGCUUGCCGCCGUCUCGUAUGGAACGGCAAUUCACGGUCACCCAGAAGUGCAAGAGCUGAAAUAUGCUCGGGCUGAACGUUGGACACCGUCAUCCAUCUCCCCGCUUUUCCAGAUGCUCCUGGGCAAGGCCGCUGACGACCAGGGCAUCACCACAUUCUUGGACAACUCUGUUCAACGUUACACUUUCUGGAACAUCGAUGACGCGCCAUCUGCCCCUGCAGCCACCUACCUGGCGGAAGCCCUCGCGACCGAAUCGUCUCAGAACGUCACGGUCAAUACCACCCACGACAACUCUAUCCAAGGAGGUAUUCACAGAGUCGACAUCCGCAAAUCCCCCAGAAGCCUUGACGCUGCAUAUCCCAUUACUUAUGCCAAUACCGCCGUGGUCACAGAUGUCAAACUGUUGGAGCAAAUCGACGUGGUUCAGUCUGUUCAACAAGGCGGUGCCAUUAUCCUCCUGUUACCGGGUGUUAAAGACGAAGACGUCGAGAAGAAGCUCCCUGCAGCGUUCAAGAAAUCGGUCGCCGAGAAGAGCAUCCACCUGUAUCUGAUCAAUCCGGCCAACACUGCUCUCUCUACUGAGAAUCCUGAGCUUGAAUCACUUAUUCUUCAAGUCGCCUUUAUCAGAAUCACACAGCGAAACUCUGCCGAGGAGGCCAGUCUCCAGAAGCUUGCAACCACUAACAACGAUCUGGAGACCCUCAAGCAGGUGGCGGCUGACCUCGAGAAGACCCUGCGCGGGAUCGAGGUACCCAAGGAAUGGGCGGAAUUGGAAGAGGACAAAUCAGGGUUGCCCACCAAUAUCUCGCCGAACAGCCUCACCUCCUUUGACAAGACUGAAGAAGAGCCACCGUCUCUCCUUCGGAGCUGGCAAAAGGCCGCCAAAGGCCUCCUCUUCAAGGAAGCGUAUAACGCGUCGAGCGUCCUCCGACCCGACCUGCCCGUGAAAACUUACACGGUCCACGUCAAAGAAAACCGCCGCCUGACGCCCUUGACGUAUGACCGGAACAUUUUCCACAUCGAGUUCGAUCUCGGCAGCUCCGGCCUCAAGUACGACAUCGGCGAGGCCCUCGGCAUUCACGCAGAAAAUGACCACGAUCAAGUCAUGGAGUUCAUCAAAUGGUACGGCCUCAACGCGGAGGAUGUGGUCGAGGUCGCCUCGCGCGACGACCCCAGCGUGUUUGAGAAUCGCACCAUCUACCAAGCGCUCAUGCAAAACAUCGACAUCUUCGGUCGUCCACCCAAGAAGUUCUACGAAGCUCUGGCUGACUUUGCGGACGACGAGAACGAGAAGAAGAACCUGCUGACCCUGGCUGGGCCAGAGGGUUUCAAGGAGUUCCAGAGACGGGCUGAGGUCGACACCGUUACGUACGCGGAUGUCCUGCUCGAGUUCCCCUCUGCACAUCCGUCGUUCCACGACAUCGCUCGGAUCGUUUCACCGAUGAAGCGUCGUGAAUACUCGAUCGCGUCCUGCCAAGCCGUGACGCCGACCUCGGUCGCACUCAUGGUGGUCGUCGUGAACUGGGUCGAUCCCAAGGGCCGCGACCGCUUCGGUCAAGCCACCAAAUAUUUGUCCGCUCUCAAGGUCGGCGCCCCUGUAACGGUCAGCGUCAAGCCGUCCGUCAUGAAGCUGCCUCCGAAGUCGACCCAGCCGAUCAUCAUGGCCGGUCUCGGCACGGGCCUGGCGCCGUUCCGGGCCUUCGUCCAGCACCGCGCCAUGGAGAAGGCGCAGGGCAAGGACAUCGGUUCGGUCCUGCUCUACAUGGGCUCGCGCCACCAGCGGGAGGAGUACUGCUACGGCGAGGAGUGGGAGGCGUAUCAGGCGGCGGGCGUCAUCACGUUGCUCGGCCGGGCGUUUAGCCGCGACCAGCCGCACAAGAUCUACAUCCAGGACCGCAUGCGGCAAACGCUGGAUGACAUCGUGCAGGCGUACAUCAAGGAGGACGGCGCGUUCUACCUGUGCGGCCCGACCUGGCCCGUGCCCGACGUCACGAACGUGCUCGAGGAGGCCAUCGCGAAGGACGCCAAGGCCAACGGCGUCACCAAGAAGAUCGACACUGCCCGGGAGAUCAUGAAGCUGAAGGACGAGGGGAGGUAUGUGCUGGAGGUGUAUUAA
Fonsecaea erecta is the source of this 3225-nucleotide messenger RNA. RefSeq lists its product as hypothetical. Gene Ontology annotation, cellular component: cytosol. The record is from RefSeq and is a predicted model, not a curated record. NCBI's taxonomy places the organism in Eukaryota, Fungi, Ascomycota, Eurotiomycetes, Chaetothyriales, Herpotrichiellaceae. The transcript has a single exon. Gene Ontology annotation, molecular function: FMN binding; flavin adenine dinucleotide binding; oxidoreductase activity, acting on the aldehyde or oxo group of donors. Bases 1 to 3225 code for a protein of 1074 amino acids.